AACGAACCCAUUGACUUGAAAUUUAGGGUUCGACAAUGGAGAUCCCUCUCUGUCGCACAAAAACGCACAACUUUCGCCCUUCCAUCCUCCCCACACACACAGCCAGGGCCCCUACAACUCCCAACAGUUUAGGUUUGAGACCUAGGACCUGGCAGAAUCAUGGGGCGAUCUUCAGGCAGCAAAGCUUGGACCGCAAGAAACCGGCGGUGGCGGUGAGGUGCGGGGAUGUGGGUUGCUCAUCCGAGGUGGAAAGCGAAUUGGAGGCGGAGCUGCGGCCGGAAGAAGAAGAGGAGUGGAUGAGGGAAGGGAUGUGGAGCGAGAAGUGCGGGGAUAGAGGAGUGGUGGAGCUUUUGGAGUGUUUGGAGCGUGAAGCGAUCAUGGGGGAAGACGAAGGCAAGGAACCUAAAGACUACCAUAGAAGGGCUCAAAUAUUUUACAAGAGCUCUAGGGUUUUUCAGGCUCUCAAGGAACGUUCCCAAUCUUGAUUUUCCCUUUUUAAUUUGGUUUUAACUUUUAAAUGCUGUGUUUAAUUUCUAAUUAAUAAUCCAACCGUCUAAUGUUUGUUGCAAUUUACAAUGAUUGUUUUGAUAAUUUGCUGUGCAAUGAAUCAAAAACGAUGUCGCUUCUUGUCGUA
Malus domestica (apple) is the source of this 634-nucleotide messenger RNA. The record is from RefSeq and is a predicted model, not a curated record. Lineage: Eukaryota; Viridiplantae; Streptophyta; Magnoliopsida; Rosales; Rosaceae.